Molecule: messenger RNA, 1598 nt
Organism: Triticum urartu
Lineage: Eukaryota; Viridiplantae; Streptophyta; Magnoliopsida; Poales; Poaceae
Product: GDP-mannose transporter GONST5
Source: RefSeq, a predicted model, not a curated record
CCAUUUGGAUUCAGAUUUCAGAGCGGCAGCUUCCUCCCUUCCCCUUCCUACUCUCUCCUACUCCUUCCCCUUCCUACUCCACUGACGCGGCCUUCUUCUUGUCUUCCUCUCCCCUUCCCCCUCCCGCCGCCGCCGCCUUCCUCCGCCGGGGCUGGUUCAGCUACUAACCGCGGCCGGGGGGAGGAGAAAGGCCGCCUCUUGUCCGGCCACCUUUCGGCUGGUUCAGCCCACGCGGGAGCCGGAUUGAGAGAUGGAGUCGGCCGCCGGCGGCGGGCUGGGCAGCAUGCGAGCCGUGCUUGCCAUCCUCCAGUGGUGGGGCUUCAACGUCACCGUCAUCAUCAUCAACAAGUGGAUCUUCCAGAAGCUGGAUUUCAAGUUCCCCCUGACGGUGUCCUGCGUCCACUUCAUAUGCUCCUCGAUAGGGGCUUAUGUCGCGAUCCACGUGCUCAAGGCGAAGCCGCUGAUUCAGGUCGAGCCCGAGGACCGCUGGAAGAGGAUCUUCCCCAUGUCAUUCGUGUUCUGCAUGAACAUCGUGCUCGGGAACGUCAGCCUGCGCUACAUCCCUGUCUCCUUCAUGCAGACCAUUAAAUCGUUCACCCCUGCAACCACAGUUAUUCUGCAGUGGUUGGUUUGGAGCAAGCACUUCGAGUGGCGCAUAUGGGCUUCGCUGGUCCCGAUAGUCGGGGGAAUACUUCUGACCUCAAUGACAGAGCUUAGUUUCAACGUUUUUGGUUUCUGUGCUGCCAUGAUUGGCUGCCUCGCCACGUCUACCAAGACCAUCUUGGCAGAGUCCCUGCUCCACGGAUACAAAUUUGACAGCAUUAACACAGUGUACUACAUGGCACCCUUUGCCACCAUGAUACUGGCUCUGCCAGCAAUGUUGCUUGAGGGAGGUGGCGUAAUCGACUGGUUCUACACACAUGACUCUGUUUUUUCUUCGUUGAUCAUCAUCCUAGGCUCAGGGGUGCUUGCGUUUUGCCUCAACUUCUCCAUCUUCUAUGUGAUCCAUUCAACCACCGCAGUGACCUUCAAUGUUGCUGGCAACCUUAAAGUUGCUGUUGCAGUAUUGGUCUCAUGGCUGAUCUUCCGGAACCCGAUCUCCCCAAUGAAUGCAAUCGGAUGCGCAAUCACGCUCGUCGGCUGUACUUUCUAUGGGUAUGUGAGGCAUCUCAUCUCCCAACAGCAGGCUGCUGCCCUCCUGGGGAGCCAAGGAACGAACUCGCCAAGAAGUCGGGUGGAGAUGCUCCCCCUUGUAGGCGACAAGGAAGACAAGGUCUAGCAAGGGAAUACUCCCAUAUUCAAGAGCCGUUCAUUUCAGCGGUUGACGGUACAUUACAGUUUGGGACACAGAUGCUGAGUUGAGGGAGGCCAGUAAAUUGGUAGGGGGGCAACACUUUCUUGUGAAGUUGCAUAUGUUGUACUCAGGCAAACUGUGAGGGUUUGUUCAGUCACUAGUUAUCAUAGGGUUGCUAGUUAUCAACUUAAUCAAACCCCCCCAGGACAAUUCAUGCGAUUAGGAUGGUGCUUCUGUUUUCUUGUUUUGCUGCCAUAUGUUUAGACCUUGAACUGCUGGUAUGAAUAUUGAUGCCAUUAUGAUA